CGGAAGUGCAGCAGCAGCAGCAGCAGUAAACACAGCUGCUGAGUAGAGAUGGUGUACGUGUCUAACGGUCAGGUCCUGGACAGCAGGUCCCAGUCUCCAUGGAGCCUGUCCUUUCUGGUCAGUCUGUUCUGGGGAGCAGUGGAUUUCGUCGGCCUGUUUUUUAAGACAAUACUUCACCCUGACAUGACAAAGGAUGGAUACGGUGGUUCGUCACGCUUCACUGACGGCAGAGGUCCUCCAGGUCCCCCUGGUGGCAGGAGACGGAUUGGAAGAAUUAACCACGGUGGAGGUCCAGGGUCCCCACCAAUGGGUGGAGGAGGAUGAGGAAGGUAAACGCCUACACUUAGUGUGUAGGCGUGGGGCCUCGCACCAUGUCCACUUGAUGAGAACAUAAACGAAGAUAGUGAUGUCAUAGUGCUCCGGCCCCUCUUCAUCGGCUGCCGCUGCGAUGAGCAGCUUUUUGACGCCUUUUUGGGAAUUCCUACACAUAGGGACCAGAAUGGCCGAUACAGCAGCUAUCAACAUUUCCUCCCUUUAUCCUCUUUACUGUCACACCCUUCUGGGAAUCAUGAAGUUAGUUUGUUAUUUUGUAUCUUUCUGUCUCAAUAAAAAUGUGAUGUUUAACCAUGUCA
Anoplopoma fimbria (sablefish) is the source of this 632-nucleotide messenger RNA. It is a transcript of the gene selenok, whose product is annotated as selenoprotein K. The transcript has 6 exons. Bases 49 to 324 code for a protein of 91 amino acids. Gene Ontology annotation, cellular component: Golgi apparatus; endoplasmic reticulum membrane. The record is from RefSeq and is a predicted model, not a curated record. NCBI's taxonomy places the organism in Eukaryota, Metazoa, Chordata, Actinopteri, Perciformes, Anoplopomatidae. Gene Ontology annotation, biological process: calcium ion transport; endoplasmic reticulum calcium ion homeostasis.